GGAUAAGAAGGAUUGGCAGGAGGCCUGACCAGCAGCAGCAGCAGCAAGGGGAGGGCAAACCCAUCGACAGGCGACCAGAACGACGACCUCCGCGUGAGCGCCGCUUUGAGAAGCCCAGCGAGGACAAGGGAGAGGGGGGAGAGUUCUCCGUGGAUAAACCCAUCCUGGACCGACCCAUGCGUGGCCGUGGCGGGCUGGGCCGAGGCCGUGGCCGUGGCCGUGGGAUGGGCAGAGGCGACGGCUUCGACUCCCGUGGCAAACGCGAGUUCGACAGACACAGCGGCAGCGAUAGAUCCGGCCUAAAGCACGAGGACAAGCGCGGUGGCAGCGGCUCACACAACUGGGGAACUGUCAAAGAUGAGCUAACUGAGUUGGAUCAGUCAGCUACAACCGAGGAGACGCCGGAGGGAGAGGAGCAUCCACCUGCUGACUCUGAAAACAAGGAGAAUGAGGUUGAAGAAGUUAAGGAAGAAGGCCCUAAGGAGAUGACCCUGGAUGAGUGGAAAGCUAUUCAAAGUAAGGAUCGUGCAAAAGUGGAGUUCAACAUCCGUAAGCCAAACGAAGGUGCUGAUGGGCAGUGGAAAAAAGGAUUUGUCCUUCACAAGUCAAAGAGUGAGGAGGCUCAUGCUGAGGACUCGGUCAUGGAUCACCACUUCCGCAAGCCAGCGAACGACAUCACAUCCCAGCUGGAGAUCAACUUCGGAGAUCUGGGCCGCCCCGGGCGCGGCGGC
This is a messenger RNA of Acanthisitta chloris (rifleman), 731 nucleotides long. It is a transcript of the gene SERBP1, whose product is annotated as SERPINE1 mRNA binding protein 1. Gene Ontology annotation, molecular function: mRNA 3'-UTR binding. Gene Ontology annotation, cellular component: cytoplasm; nucleus. NCBI's taxonomy places the organism in Eukaryota, Metazoa, Chordata, Aves, Passeriformes, Acanthisittidae. The annotation marks the transcript as partial. The record is from RefSeq and is a predicted model, not a curated record. The transcript has 6 exons.